This is a messenger RNA of Notothenia coriiceps (black rockcod), 1904 nucleotides long. RefSeq names its product protein very KIND-like. Gene Ontology annotation, biological process: regulation of dendrite morphogenesis; small GTPase-mediated signal transduction. Bases 491 to 985 code for a protein of 164 amino acids. Gene Ontology annotation, cellular component: dendrite; guanyl-nucleotide exchange factor complex; neuronal cell body. Gene Ontology annotation, molecular function: guanyl-nucleotide exchange factor activity. Lineage: Eukaryota; Metazoa; Chordata; Actinopteri; Perciformes; Nototheniidae. The transcript is spliced from 4 exons. The record is from RefSeq and is a predicted model, not a curated record.
UUCGGCGGCACUCGAUGACGUAGUAUGCUUGAAAUAGUGGCUCUGGAGCAACUUUACUCGAGAACACCCAGAGAUGUAGUUAGCCUAACGUUAGCUUUUUACUUCUGCUGAUUUAUAAAAGUGGUUUUAAUAUGUUAAAAAUGAUCCUGCUGAAGCAAAGCUAUAAGUGUCAUAAAUGUGUGUUUGCCACAGAUCUUAUUGUAUUGCUUUCAGUAGAGGGAGCCCUUGCAAUGCUAACAAUGUCAGCCAAAAAAUACGUUAUCCCUGCACCACUCUGAACUUGAUUGUUCCCAAUGUAUUUUCUGAGACACCCAUUUAGGUCCCAUUUCUUGUCCUACGUUAGUUAGUCUUUCGGCACACUACUGUUGUAUUUUGCCUUGUUUAGUCGUUUUAUCGCAGCUCUCCUCUCUUGCAGACACAGGUGGCUCUACUCACCAAGUUCCUGUGGAUAGGAAAACACUGCUACGAGUCGAGGAACUUCGCCACAGCCAUGCAGGUCCUCGGAGGUGUGGAGAACGUGAUUGUCAGGCAAUUACCAGCUUGGAAACAUCUGUCUUCCAAGGUGUGUGAGAUCCUGGAGGAGCUACGAGCUGUGCAGAUGUUCCUGAAGAGCGACGACCUGUGUCUGAUGGUGGGGGAGCACACAAGGAGGAGGCCCACCCUGCCGUCAGCGCACAUCCUGGCCAUGCACGUGCAGCAGCAGGAGAUCGGUGCCUUCACCCUCACUACUGGGGCCUUCAAGUGGACCAAGCUCAGGAGCAUAGCUAAGGUUGUGAGCCAGGUCCACGCCUUCCAGGAGGCGGUGUACCCCUACAGCCCGGACCUGGACCUGCAAGCCUACCUUCGGAGCCGCAGGGCCCGCCUCUCCACCUCUGACCUCCACCUCUUGGCCGCCGACAACGACGCCGACUUCCAGCAGUCCAGCGAGCGACAAGCGCGGAGGAUCCAGAAAACGCUGAGGAGGGUGAAGGCCACCUUCCAAUGAGCCCUGCCCCAGGACCAUUGCCAGGCACCAGGUCAACACCUCCUGACUGAGGCCCCAAGCCCGGGCCCCGACCCUCAGAGGCCUCUGUUGUCCUGGCAGCAGAACCUUGUGGACUUAGAAACUGCUGUCAUAUACACUAUCUGUCAAAAGAACCUUAACUUAAGUAAGGGAUAAUGUGCAGCGGAGCAGUCAUUCAUGAAAAAGUAUUACACAGCAACACACUUAAUAAACCAAUGACUUGACCAGCAAUUUUGAUUUUAAAUGGUUUUCUUGAUUUAAAAAUGAUCAUCCAUGUCUGUUUUUUGAGAAGUUCUCUUUAGUGAUUACUUCCUGUCUGUCUUCUUCUGCUGUUCCCGUUAGUGUUUACUUCCUGUCUGUUGAAUUCUCUGACGUCCAGGUCUCUUGCGCUCUUUUUAUUUUUCUUCACUGGGGACAGUUCAGCCAUCAUGAAUCCAAAGUGUUGUGCUCUCCACAAAUAUAAAAAAUGAAUAUUCAAUAAGUGUUCCAUGGUGUUUCUCUGAUGGAGAAAAUGAAUGUUGGUUGUCCACAGAUGAUUUCUGCGGAGUGAUUUGACUGCACAAUGUGCACAUAGUAUCUCCCUUGAUUCUCCUUAGCAAUGGUCUGUUAGCGAGAAUGAACCACCUCUGGUAUGUCCCAAUUGAAUCAGAAUCGAGUAUACAACUUGGCUUUGUGAUAAGUCAAUAUAUCAGUUGAGACAAUUUUAUUUGUAAGACUACACAUGUAAACCUUUAGAAAAGUUUUUGCUUCUGAUUCCAGCAUUUUUUUUCUUUCUCAGCUAAUAUAUUGUACUUUUUUAAUCAUUUGUGAAAUGACCCUGUUUUUUUUUUUUGUUUAGCUUUAAAGGCUUCAUACACAGAGCAUGGCAGCAUUGCAAACUGCAUGUCCAACAUGGAGGCUA